AUGCCCACCGUGAUGGAGAACUGCACCCAAGUCACCCGAUUCCUGCUGCUGGGGCUCACAGAGCAGGAAGGGCUCCGGGGCAUCCUCUUUGUGCUCUUCCUGCUCAUCUACUCAGUUACCCUCAUCGGAAACCUGGGCAUGAUCAUCCUGAUCCACACCAACCCACAGCUCCACACGCCCAUGUACUUCUUCCUGAGCGUCCUCUCCUUCAUAGACUCCUCCUUUUCCACCGUGGACACCCCCAGGCUGCUAGAGAGCUUCCUCAUCUCAAGCCAGUCCAUCUCCUUUGCAGGCUGUGUGGUCCAAAUGGCUCUCAUGACUCUCCAUGGCACCGCUGAGUGUCUGCUCCUGGCCAUCAUGGCCUAUGACCGAUUCACUGCCAUCUGCCACCCUCUCCUCUACCACACCAUUAUGUCCCAGCGUCUAUGUGUCCUACUGGUGGUGUCCACCUAUACUGCUUCUGUUGCCAAUUCAGCUUUGCUAACGAGGCACAUCUUUAAGCUGCCCUACUGUGGCCCCAAUGUCAUUAACCAUUAUUUCUGUGACAUCCCCCCUGUGCUCCAUCUGGCGGUCUCCUAUGCCUACAUCCUGGUGACCAUCUGCAGGAUGAAUUCCCUGGAGGCACAGAGCAAAGCAUUCUCCACCUGUGCCUCCCACCUCACCGUCAUCUGCCUGUUCUAUGGCACCACCACCUUCAUGUAUGCUCAGCCGAACUCUCCCAAUUCCAUGGACCAAAACAAGGUGGUGUCUGUCUUCUACACUGUGGCCAUCCCCAUGCUGAACCCUCUGAUCUACAGCCUGAGGAACAAGGACGUGAAAGCGGCUUUAAAGAGGAGAUGUUCUGGCAAACUGCCUUUGUAA
Ictidomys tridecemlineatus (thirteen-lined ground squirrel) is the source of this 861-nucleotide messenger RNA. RefSeq names its product olfactory receptor 5P55. The record is from RefSeq and is a predicted model, not a curated record. Gene Ontology annotation, molecular function: olfactory receptor activity; G protein-coupled receptor activity. Gene Ontology annotation, biological process: G protein-coupled receptor signaling pathway. Gene Ontology annotation, cellular component: membrane. NCBI's taxonomy places the organism in Eukaryota, Metazoa, Chordata, Mammalia, Rodentia, Sciuridae.